Emiliania huxleyi CCMP1516 is the source of this 14715-nucleotide messenger RNA. RefSeq names its product polyketide synthase (gene PKS5). Gene Ontology annotation, biological process: fatty acid biosynthetic process. Gene Ontology annotation, molecular function: oxidoreductase activity; phosphopantetheine binding; fatty acid synthase activity. The record is from RefSeq and is a predicted model, not a curated record. Lineage: Eukaryota; Haptophyta; Isochrysidales; Noelaerhabdaceae. The transcript has 18 exons. Bases 1 to 14715 code for a protein of 4904 amino acids.
AUGAGAGAAUCUGACCAGUCUCCCGACGUCUCCGAGCCCACCCAGCAAUCCGCCGAAUACUGGGCCGACGCGCCUCUAUACGGGAGCAGCCUCGUCGCCGCUUUCGAGGCCCGGGCAGCGGAGCUCGGAAACGAGCGCCUCUACACGUGGCUGAGAGCCAACCUGUCCGAGGAGGCGACUCUGAGCUACGCUGAGCUGCGCAGCCGCGCCCUCUCCGUCUGCGUGGCUCUGCGCCGCACCUGGGGCGUGCCACAGCAGGGACGAGCCAUGCUCAUCUACCCGCCCGGCCUGGAGCUGCUCGUCGCCUUCUUCGGCUGCAACUAUGCCGCCGUCAUCGCCGUGCCGUACUACCCGCCCGUUCUGCCGACCUCUCCGAUGCCGAGCGCCGCGGCGAGGCGGACGCUGGGCGAGGGGAUCGACAAGGUUGCUCGCAUCUAUGCCUCCUGCGCCCCCUCCCUCCUCCUCUCCACCGCCUCCUACCUCCGCCUCCGCUGGCUCUCCUCCAAGCUGCUCGGCGCCGGCACAGCAGACCAGCCCACCGCGUGGCCUGAGGGGUGGACUUGGCGCUCCUCCGACGAUUACACGUCUGGCUCGACCGGCCACCCGAAGGGAGUGGUGGUGCGGACGCGCAACCUGAUGGCGAACGUGCGCGCGCUCAAGGCGUACCACGACAUGGGCCUCAUCGGCUGCUGCCUCGCGCCUGCGCUGAUCGGCUGGACUGCAGACCUCAUGUCGCCCUCAUCCUUCCUGCAGCGGCCCGCGGCGUGGACGCAGGCCGUGUCGCGGCGGGCAGCCUCACACUCCGUCGUCACCACCGCGCCGAACUUCGGGUACGCCCUCUGCGUCCGUCGCGCGCACCCGUCCCGCGCCGCGCCACCGGGCAAAGCGGCGCCGCCGCUGUCGCUCUCGCACUGGCGCGCCGCUCUCAACGGCGCCGAGCCGAUCCGCGCGGCGACGCUGCGCGCCUUUUGCGAGGCCUUUGGCCCUUGCGGCUUCCGGCCCGACGCCUUCGCCUGCGUCUUCGGCCCCGCCGACAGCCGCGCCUCAGCCGCGCGGGAGGCGGCCAGGCCGAGAUCAGCCGAGAUUGGGCGAGAGAGGGGCAGCAGCGCCUCUGCGCCAGCGGCUGACGCUGACGCAGAGACGGUCGCUGCUGAGGCGGCCGGAGGCGCCGCUGCAGUCGACGAGAGGCUCGAGGUGGCCGGCUGCGCUUGCCUCGACCGUAGAGGGCCGGCGGCGCAAGCGGUGCGCGUCGUCCACCCCGACACGCGCGCGCUGCUGCCCGACGGCAUGGUCGGCGAGGUGUGGCUAGCGGGACCGUCCGUAGCGGGCGGCUACUGGGGGCUUCCCACCGAGACCUCUGCCACCUUCCACGCGCGCAUCGACCCGGCCACCGCCGGAGACGGCGGCGGCAGCGGCGGCAGCGGCGGAGAGGGCGGCGGCGGCGGAGAGGGCGGGGGCAGCGGAGUGCUGGCGCCACAUUUGCGGACGGGCGACUUGGGGAUGCUCUGGAGCGGCCGGCUGUACAUCGUGGGCCGCAUCAAGGACGUGCUAACGGUCCGCGGCCGCACGCUCCACGCGUCGGAUGUCGAGGCGUGCGCCGAGGCGGGGUGCACGUCGCUGCGGCCCGGCUGUGUCGCCGCCCUCCCCGUCGGCGUCGUGGGGCGCGCCGCCGAGGAGCAGCUCGUGCUGAUGGGCGAGGUGAGGGCCGAGGUGCCCCUGACGGCGAAGGCGCUAGAGGCGAUCUGCCGUGAGGUGGCAGAGUCGGUUGCGAGCAGCGAGUCCACCGCCGCCGUCUCGGGCGUUGCUGGCGCUUUUGCCGCCGGCGCCGACGCCGCAGCGCUGGGCCGCCUCUGCGACUGCGCCUCAGACGCGAUCGUCGAGGUGCCGCCAGACCGGUGGGGGAUCGGGUCCGCCCACAUGCCUGCCACAGAGAGCGAGCUCGGCCGCCGCGCCAGCCACGGCGGCUUCGUGCGAGACGCCGACUGCUUCGACAACCUCGCCUUUGGCGUCUCGCCCGCCGAGGCGGCGGCGAUGGACCCGCAGCAGCGGCUGCUGCUCGAGCACGGCUACGAGGCGCUGCACGCGUCGGGGCAGGGCCGCGAGGCGCUCGCGGGCAGCCUGACGGGCGUGUUUGUGGGCAUCGCCGCGGCGGACUGGGCCGAGGUGCUGCGCGGGUCGCCGGUUGGGAGGAGCGUGUACGCGGCCACGGGGAGCAGCCACUCGAUCGCGUCGGGCCGGCUCUCGUUUGCGCUCGGGCUGCACGGCCCGUGCGUCUCGUACGACACCGCCUGCUCGGCGGCGCUGGUCGCCGCGCACGGCGCGGCGGGGGCGCUGCAGCGGGACGAGUGCCCGUCUGCGCUGGUGGCGGGGGUGAGCCUGAUGCUGCUGCCGGGCGUGUCGGUGACGUUUGCGACGGCGGGGAUGCUGUCCGCGCGAGGCCGCUGCCACACCUUCGACGCGCGCGCGGACGGCUACGCGCGCGCCGAGGCGUGCGCCGCUCUCGCUCUCGGUGACGGGGCUGCCGAUGCCACCAACCCACGGCUGCUCGGCAGCUGCGUGCGGCAGGACGGGCGGAGCGCGAGCCUGACGGCGCCCAACGGGCAGGCGCAGCGGGACCUGCUGUCGCGUGCGCACGCGGUGUCGGGCGCGGGGCUCGCCGAGCGGUGCUUCUUCGAGGCGCACGGCACGGGCACGGCGCUCGGCGAUCCUGUGGAGGCGUGCGCGCGUCGUCUUCCCGGCGGCCGGUUUCCUCGAAAUGGCGCGCCGCCCCAGAUUGUGAAGUCGUGGUACUCCACCCCGGCGCUUGAGGAGACGCUGAUAGCCCAUGCUCUUCUCGCCGGCUUGGGCUAUCACGCGAUGCUCCGAACACACCACACGCCGCUGCCGCACCCACACUUGACCGCUCCGAGUCUUCACACGCAGGCGCGCCACUCGGGGGCACUCGCUCUGGGCACCGAGGCGCUGUGUCUGCGCCGCAUCUACUUUCUGCAGCCGCUGCUGCCCGGCGGCGGCGCAUCGGAGGUUGCAUGCGAGGUCGACACAUCCGCCGGCCGUUUCGAGGUUCGGAGCCGUCGCGUCGCCGCUCCGGCGUUUGGCACGGAACUUGCGCGGGGCGACUCGCCCGCCGCCUACGGCCCGCGCUACCGGCCUCUGCUCGCCGUCUGGUGCCCGCCUCGCGGCGGCGGCGCUUGCGCGGCGAGGCUGCGCCGGCAGGCUGGGCCGACGGCGGUGGGCGCGCGGGCCGCUCUGCGCAUUCGUGGCGGCGAGCGGGCCCAGCUGCGCCGCUGUGAGGCUGUGGGAGACGUCGAGCUGCGCGUGCGCGCGGUCGGCCUCAACUUUCGCGACGUGCUCAACGUGCUCGGAGCAUACCCGGGCGACCCCGGCCCUCCCGGCUCCGACUGCGCCGGCGUUGUGGCGGCGUUGGGCGACGGCGCCGGCUCGCAGCUGCGCAUUGGCGACAGCGCGCUCGGUCACGGCAUCGCGGCGCUCGCCUCCAUCGCGCGAACCGACGCGCGGCUCGUCGCGGCGUUGCGGGCGCCGCUCUCACUGGAGCAGGCCUCCACGCUGCCGACGACGUGGAGCACAGUGCACAUGUCGCUGCUCGCGUCGCGGGCGAGGAGCGGUGGCAGCGUGCUGCUGCACGCCGGCGCGGGCGGCGUCGGGCUCGCGGCUGCGGCGUACCUGCACUGGCUCGGCGUCCGUGCUGCGGCGACGGUGGGUCGGCCGUACAAGCAUUGCUUCCUGCGAAGCCUUGGCUUGCGCCACAGGACCCUCAGCUCGCGCGACGGCGGAGCCUUCGCGUCGGGCGCGGCGGCGCUGUUCGGCGCGUCGCGGCUGCACGCGGUGCUCAACAGCCUGUCGGCGGAUUUCAUCGCCGCGUCGUUCGCCUUGCUUCGCGAGGGGGGCGGUUGGGGCGAGAUUGGCAAGCGGGCGGUGUGGAGCGCGGAGCGUCAGCUCGCCGCCUCUCCUUCCGCCCGGUGCGUCGCGUUGGCGCUCGACAGCGCCAUGGAGCAGCGCCCGUGCUGGAUGCGAGGCGUGCUCCGCCUGCUCUCGUCUCGCGCCGCAGCCGGCGUGGUGCACGGGCUGCCCCUCGUCACUUUUGCGCUCGAGCGGAACGUGCAAGCCGCGUUCCGCUGCUUGCAGAGCGGCGCAAACACGGGCAAGGUUGUGGUUCGCGUCCCGACGUGCGCGGAGGUGGCGCCGCGCGGGGUGCACGUGGUGACGGGCGGCACGGGAGGGCUCGGCCUGCUGACCGGGCGGUGGCUUGGCGAGGGCGGCGCGGCGGCGGUCGCGUUGGCGUCUCGCGGAGGCUCCGUCUCGCCGACAGACGCCGAGUGGCCGGGCCGGGCGGGAGGGUGCGAUGUGGGCGUGGCGCAGUGCGACGCAUCGGACGUGUCGGACGUGCGUCGGCUGGUGAGCUGCCUCUCGGCGCACGGCGGCGGCGGCGGCGGCGGCGGCGGGGUAGCGCGGCUCCUUGGCGUGUGGCACGCUGCGGGCGUCCUCUCCGACGGCCUCCUUCGCAUGCAGACGGCGCACUCACUUGUGCGCGUGUACGCGCCCAAGGCGCAGGGCGCGUGGGCGCUGCACGGCUCGUCGAGCGUAUCGCCGCUCGAUGCGUGCGUGCUCUUCUCGUCGGUAGCGGCGCUCUUUGGCGGCGCCGGCCAGGCCAACUACGCCGCCGCCAACAGCUGCCUCGACGCGCUCGCUGCGUGCCGCGCCGUGCGAGGCUUGCGCGGCUCGAGCGUGCAGUGGGGGCCGUGGGCGGGGGUGGGCAUGGCGGCUGGCGGCGCGGUGCACGCGCGGCUGCAGGCCGGCGGCGUCGGGCUCGUCGGCCUCGAGGAGGGCGUGCGAGCGUGGCGCAGGUGUCUGCUUCCGGGGGGACCGGCCGUGUCGGCUGUCGUGGUUGUGGCGUGGGGCCGCUUCCUCGGCGUGCUCCCGCGCGUGCCGCCGCUGCUUGCGUCGUUCGCGUCCCGCCGCGCCGCCUCGAGAGUGCCGCAGUGGGCAGGCUCCUCCGCCUCUGGCGCCGCGCAGGGCGUCACCACCGAAGUCGUGACUGAGCUGCUUCGCGCGACGGUCGGGUCUGCCGUCGACGCAGACGCGCCGCUCAUGGAGGCGGGGCUCGACUCGCUUGGAGCGGUCGAGCUCGGCAACCGGCUGAGAGAGGUGUCCGGCUUCGCGGCGUUGCCCAGCACGCUCGUCUUUGACUACCCGACGGCGCGCUUGCUGGCCGAACAUUUGGGGUCGCGGUCCGAGGCUGUCGCCUCGCCCACGAGGGCCGUCUCUCCAGCCUCUGGGGGGGCGCUCGUCGCGCCGAGCGUCUUCUUGUCAAGCGCAGCGGCGGUGCUGCCCAUGGGCGCGUCCAGCGUGGGCGCGGCGUUUCGCGCUACCUCGUGCGCCGUCGACCUCAUCAGCGAGGUGCCGCCCGAGCGUUGGGCGCUCUCCCCGCAGCCGCGCCCAGACGACGCCGUCGGCUUGCGCGUGCGGCACGGCGGCUUCGUGCGAGACGCCGACUGCUUCGACAACGCCGCCUUUGGCGUCUCGCCCGCCGAGGCGGCGGCGAUGGACCCGCAGCAGCGGCUGCUGCUCGAGCACGGCUACGAGGCGCUGCACGCGUCGGGGCAGGGCCGCGAGGCGCUCGCGGGCAGCCUGACGGGCGUGUUUGUGGGCAUCGCCGCGGCGGACUGGGCCGAGGUGCUGCGCGGGUCGCCGGUUGGGAGGAGCGUGUACGCGGCCACGGGGAGCAGCCACUCGAUCGCGUCGGGCCGGCUCUCGUUUGCGCUCGGGCUGCACGGCCCGUGCGUCUCGUACGACACCGCCUGCUCGGCGGCGCUGGUCGCAGCGCACGGCGCGGCGGGGGCGCUGCAGCGGGACGAGUGCCCGUCUGCGCUGGUGGCGGGGGUGAGCCUGAUGCUGCUGCCGGGCGUGUCGGUGACGUUUGCGACGGCGGGGAUGCUGUCCGCGCGAGGCCGCUGCCACACCUUCGACGCGCGCGCGGACGGCUACGCGCGCGCCGAGGCGUGCGCCACUUUCUCGCUGCAGCGCGUCGCCGGCGCGGCGGCGGUGCUUGCGACGUGGUCCGGCAGCUGCGUGCGGCAGGACGGGCGGAGCGCGAGCCUGACGGCGCCCAACGGGCGGGCGCAGCAGGCGUUACUGCGGGCGGCGAGUGGGUUGAAUGUCGCUGCUGGCUGCCCGCUAUUUAUAGAGGCGCACGGCACGGGCACGGCGCUCGGCGACCCGAUUGAGAUGCGGUCGCUGUGCUCGGCGCUCGGUGACGGCCGUUCGCGCGUGACGGUUGGCAGCGUCAAGGCCAACGCGGGCCACGCCGAGCCGGCGGCGGGCGCCGCCGGUUUGCUGACCGCCCUCCGGCUCUGCGACGGUGAGGCGCCUCCCAACGCGCAGCUGCGAGCAAUCAACCCGAACGUCUCCGACGGGAUUGGCCGCCAGGUCGCGCUCGCGGUGCAGCCGGUGCACCACGCUGCUCGCGUGGCGGGCGUGAGCUCGUUUGGGUACAGCGGCACGAUCGCCCACGCCGCCCUCUCUUCCGACGCUUUGGCGGAGCGGGGUGUCGCCGUGGCGUCCUCGUGGCGCAGCCAGCCCUCGUUCCUCCGCCGGCGGGUGCGCCACAGACACGAGCCGAGCACGGCGAGUGCGAGCGGCUUCGGGAUCGACGCGUUGCUGGAGCUGCUGCAGACGACUGUGGGGGAGGAGACGGACGCAGACGUCCCGCUGAUGGACGCGGGCCUCGACUCGCUCGGCGCCGUCGAGCUCGGUAACCAGCUGCAGGAGCGGGCGUCGGCGGCAGGCCACGCCCUCGUGCUUCCGAGCACGCUCAUUUUCGACCACCCGACCGCUCGCCAGCUCGCGCUCUUCUUUGAGUCGCAGAUCGGCGACGCAGAGGCCGCGGGGAGGCAGGGGGUAGACGCGCUGAGCCGCACCGCGCCGUCUCGCAUGAUUGGCCUGCCGCGAGAGCCUGCCCGGCCUGCGGCUCUGGCAGCGGCGCCCAUCGCAGCGUGCGGGUUGAGCGCCGCUCUACCCUCUGGCUGCGCCUCCACUGGUGCCUUUCGCCUCACCUUGCAGUGUGCCGUCGACCUCAUCAGCGAGGUGCCGCCCGAGCGUUGGGCGCUCUCCCCGCAGCCGCGCCCGGACGACGCCGUCGGCCUACGCGUGCGGCACGGCGGCUUCGUGCGAGACGCUGACUGCUUCGACAACGCUGCCUUUGGCGUCUCGCCCGCCGAGGCGGCGGCGAUGGACCCGCAGCAGCGGCUGCUGCUCGAGCACGGCUACGAGGCGCUGCACGCGUCGGGGCAGGGCCGCGAGGCGCUCGCGGGCAGCCUGACGGGCGUGUUUGUGGGCAUCGCCGCGGCGGACUGGGCCGAGGUGCUGCGCGGGUCGCCGGUUGGGAGGAGCGUGUACGCGGCCACGGGGAGCAGCCACUCGAUCGCGUCGGGCCGGCUCUCGUUUGCGCUCGGGCUGCACGGCCCGUGCGUCUCGUACGACACCGCCUGCUCGGCGGCGCUGGUCGCAGCGCACGGCGCGGCGGGGGCGCUGCAGCGGGACGAGUGCCCGUCUGCGCUGGUGGCGGGGGUGAGCCUGAUGCUGCUGCCGGGCGUGUCGGUGACGUUUGCGACGGCGGGGAUGCUGUCCGCGCGAGGCCGCUGCCACACCUUCGACGCGCGCGCGGACGGCUACGCGCGCGCCGAGGCGUGCGCCACCUUCUCGCUGCAGCGCGUCGCCGGCGCGGCGGCGGUGCUUGCGACGUGGUCCGGCAGCUGCGUGCGGCAGGACGGGCGGAGCGCGAGCCUGACGGCGCCCAACGGGCAGGCGCAGCAGGCGCUGCUGCAGUCCGCGCUCGCCAGCGCUUCUUUGCAGAUCGAGCAGCUUGCUUGCGUCGAGGCGCACGGCACGGGCACGGCGCUCGGCGACCCGAUUGAGACGCGGUCGCUAGCACAGCUCCUCUCCAGCCGUUGCGAGGCGCUGGCGUUGGGCAGCGUCAAGGCGAACAGUGGGCACGCCGAGCCGGCGGCGGGCGGCGCGGGUCUGCUGCGGCUUGUGGUGAGCUUGGUUGGCGACUCCGCCGCCCCGAAUGGGCAGCUGAGGGCGCUAAACCCGCACGUGAGGUCGUCGCUCGAGGGCGCGAGUUGCGCGCUGCCGACCCAGCUGGCUGCGGCUUCGGUUUGCGCGCCCGUCGAUGGGAGGGGCUGCGCCGGCGGGGUGAGUUCGUUUGGGUACAGCGGCACGAUCGUGCACGCGCUGCUGCAGGUCGGCGGCGAGGCGCGCGGCGCGGUCAGCACUCCGCCCCCUCCGCCGCGAUACUACUCGCGCCGGUCUUACGGGUGGCUUGACAAGGUUCACCCGCUCGCGGACGGGGUGGAUGCGGCGGCGCCGAGCGGGCUCGUGCGUUUCUCGUCGUCGGCAGGCGGCGCGCUGCGCAGCCUCGUGGCGGACCACGUCGUUCAGGGCCGUGUCGUCUUCCCCGGCGCCGGCUACCUCGAGAUGGCGCGCGCGGCGAGCGACGCGGCGAGCGACGCGGCGGGCGGCUUGCUGCGACGCGUCUUCUUCCUGCAGCCCCUCCUGCUCGACGGCGACGUCGCACAGCUGCGCGUGGUGUGCGAGCUCAACGCGGCGGAGGAGCGCUUCGAGGUUCAAAGCGUGCUCGCCGAGGAGAGUGCGAGCACCGCCCAUUGCGGGGGCUCAACGUGCGCUGCGGCGCCAGACGACGAGCGCCGGCGCCCGCAGCCGGCGUUGGUGCGCGGGAGUUGCGGGGCGGCGGUGAGCGCCGCGGACCUGUACUCCGCGUUCCGGGGGGUGGGCCUCGAGUACGGCCCUGCGUACCGCACGCUCGCGGGCGUGUGGGCGUCGCCAGCUUCGGGUGCUGCGGUGGGGCAGCUGCGGCGGCGCACGCUGUUGCAGGGCACCGCUGUGCACCCCGCCGAUUUGGACGGCGCGCUGCAGCUGACGGCGCUGUUUGAUGCCGACACGCCAUCGGAGGUGCGGCUGCCGUUCUCGGUUGAGACCGCGGCGCUGCGCAGCGCACGCGGCCGCUUGUGCCCGGUGGCGGAGCGGUUUGGGGAGAGCACGUCGGUUGUUGCUCUCGAUUGCUUGAGCCGUCUCGGCGGCAGCGGCGCGCGCUUGUCGGGCUUCGAGACACGAGCCCUCAAGGCGGGCGCCGCCACGCAGGCGGCGGCGCCGAGGCGGCACUUGUACGUGACAGCGUGGGAGGCGCGUGAGCAGCCCGCCGCCGCCGACCCCGAGGCGGCAUCCUCCUUGCUGGUGCUGUCCACGCCCGGCGCGGCGUCCGGCGACUCCGACACGGUCGCCGCUUGCGGGGCGGAGGCGGGCGGCCAUCGCUCGCUUGCUUUCGCCGGCGGGGUCGCCGCCGCGGGCGACGACCACGACUCCCUUGCGGUGAUGGCAGCGGCUUUUGACGUCGUGCGGGCGCACACCGCCCGGGCCGCGCUGCCAGUCUGGCUGCUGACGAGGCACGCGGUCGCGGCUUGGGCGUCGGGCGGGUCCGGCGGGUCGUCGCACGCAGGCAUGGUUGGCUUUGCGAGGCAGGUCCGGUCCGAGGCGCCGGCCUGCCGCCUGCCGGUCGUCGGCCUCGAUGCGGAGCAGGCGGGAGCGGCUGGCUCGACGGCCGCCGCCGCACUGCUCGGGCUCGGCUAUUCCGGCGCUACCGAGCCUGAGGUGGCCAUCACUUGCGGUGCCCUCCACGUGCCGCGGCUGGCCGAGGCGGCCGGCUCAGUCAGCGGGCCUGUCCGGAUGCACUUCGACGCGCGCGGCGCCGUGUCGAACUUGCGGGUCGUGCCGCAGGCCGAGCAGAGCUCCGCGCCGGCAGGCGGAGACGUCGAGCUGCGCGUGCGCGCGGUCGGCCUCAACUUUCGGGACGUGCUCAACGUGCUGGGCGUGUACCCGGGCGACCCCGGCCCUCCCGGCUCCGACUGCGCUGCGGACGUGGUUCGCUGCGGCGCCGGCGCGCCGCACUUGUGCGUGGGAGGCGCUGUGCUCGGUCACGGCUUGGCGGCGCUCGCGUCGGUUGCGGUGAGCGAUUCGCGGCUGAUGGCGGCGAUCGACGAUUCGCUCUCGUUCGAGCAGGCGUGCACCCUGCCGACGACGUGGUGCACAGUCCACACGUCUCUCCUCGCGUCGCGGCCUCGCGCGGGCCACCACGCGUUGCUGCAAGCGGGCGCGGGCGGAGUUGGCCUCGCCGCGGGCGACUACGCGCGUUGGAUAGGCGCACGCGCAAGCGUGACGGUCGGUCGGCCGUACAAGCACUGCUGGUACUUGCACGGCGUGGCUCUGCGUGGCGAGACGCUCAGCUCGCGCGACGGCGGCGCCUUUGUCGUUGGCGCGGCGGCGCUGCUCGGCGCGUCGCGGCUGAGCUUCGUGCUCAACAGUCUGUCUGCCGACUUCAUCGCUGGCUCGUUUGCGUUGUUGGGCGAGGGCGGCUGCUUGUGCGAGAUUGGCAAGCGCGCGGUGUGGAGUGCGGAGCGGCAGCGGAGCGCGUCGGCAGCUCGCUACGUUGCAAUCGCGCUCGACAGCACGAUCGAGCAGACGCCGGUGUGGAUGCGGGGCACGCUUCAGCUGCUGUCUGCACGCGCCGCGGCGCGCGUGCUGCACGGGCUCCCGCUGCAGAGCUUCGCGAUGGAGAGCGGUUUGCUCUCGGCGUUCCGCACCCUGCAGGCCGGCACAAACACCGGCAAGGUGGUCAUCCGCAUCCCAUCCACCGCCACCGCGCCGCCGCGCGCGACGCAUCUGCUCUCUGGCGGCACUGGCGGGCUCGGCUUGCUGACCGGCCGGUGGCUGGCAGCGGGCGGGGCCUCCACUGUUGUGCUCGCAGCGCGCGGCGGCGCGGUGCCGCGGGAGGACGGGGCGUGGGACGGAGCGUGGCUGCGGGAGUCGGUGCGGGAUUGCUCCGUGUGCGUGGCGCGCGCCGACGCGGCGGAGCUGGCUGACAUCCGCCGCCUGGUGAGCGCGGCACAGAGCGGCGACACGCGUCCGCUCGCGGGCUUGUGGCACGCGGCGGGCGUCCUCUCCGACGGGUUGCUGCGCGCGCAGACGGCGAGCACGCUCCGCCGGGUGUACGCACCAAAGGUGCACGGAGCUUGGGGCCUGCAGCGCGCGUGCGCCGCGGCGCCACUCGACGCGUGCGUGCUCUUCUCGUCCAUCGCGGCGCUGAUUGGCGGCGGCGGGCAGUCCAACUACGGCGCGGCGAACGGCUGCCUCGACUCGCUUGGCGUGUGUCGGCGGCAGCGCGGCCAGGCGGCGUCGAGCGUGCAGUGGGGCCCCUGGGCGGACGUCGGCAUGGCCGCAAACAGCUCGGUCAACGCGCGCAUCCAGGCGUCGGGCAUGGGCUUGAUCGGGCUGGAGCAGGGCGCGACGGCGUUCCGUGCGGCGCUGCUACCGGGAGCUCCGGCACUGUUGAGCUUGGUCGUGCUGUCUUGGGGCAAGUUUCUAAGCUUCAUGCCCGCGGUGCCGCCACUGCUGCAGGGCUUCUCCUCCCGCAGGAGACCGUUUGCGGCCGUCGGCGACGCGUCGGAGCGCCGCGUCGUGACGCUCGAGAUGAUCAUGGAGUCGCUCGAGUCGACCAUCGGCAGAGGCGUGGACGCUGACGCGCCGCUCAUGGAGGCGGGGCUCGACUCGCUUGGAGCGGUCGAGCUCGGCAACCAGCUGCAGCAGGCGUCGGGGCGAAGCUUGCCCAGCACGCUCGUCUUUGACUAUCCAACCGGCCGCUGCCUCGCAGACUUCUUCGCAGAGCCGACGGCCGCUGCCACCGUUCGAGACCCGCCCGCCGCCUCCCCGUCUCCGCAGCCGCAACGGCUGCCGUGUCACGCCACAGGGUGGAGUGCGGCUCUGCCUUCGGGGACCUCGUCCGUUGCUUCGGCCCUCCGCAUGAUCCGGGCCGCCGCCGACACCGUCGGCGAGGUGCCGUCCGAGCGCUGGUCGUGGCGGCAGCAAGGCAUGCCGGACGGCCUCGUGGGGCAGCGCGCCAGCCACGGCGGGUUCGUGCGAGACGCCGACUGCUUCGACAACGCCGCCUUUGGCGUCUCGCCCGCCGAGGCGGCGGCGAUGGACCCGCAGCAGCGGCUGCUGCUCGAGCACGGCUACGAGGCGCUGCACGCGUCGGGGCAGGGCCGCGAGGCGCUCGCGGGCAGCCUGACGGGCGUGUUUGUGGGCAUCGCCGCGGCGGACUGGGCCGAGGUGCUGCGCGGGUCGCCGGUUGGGAGGAGCGUGUACGCGGCCACGGGGAGCAGCCACUCGAUCGCGUCGGGCCGGCUCUCGUUUGCGCUCGGGCUGCACGGCCCGUGCGUCUCGUACGACACCGCCUGCUCGGCGGCGCUGGUCGCAGCGCACGGCGCGGCGGGGGCGCUGCAGCGGGACGAGUGCCCGUCUGCGCUGGUGGCGGGGGUGAGCCUGAUGCUGCUGCCGGGCGUGUCGGUGACGUUUGCGACGGCGGGGAUGCUGUCCGCGCGAGGCCGCUGCCACACCUUCGACGCGCGCGCGGACGGCUACGCGCGCGCCGAGGCGUGCCUAGCUUGCGCGCUCGAGUCGGCUGGCAGUUUGGCUGCGGGUGCGAGGUCGUCGCGGGUCGAUUCGCCUGUCGUGCUCGGCGGCGCCGUCGGCCAGGACGGAAAGAGCGCGAGCCUGACGGCGCCGAGCGGGCAGGCGCAGCGCGAGCUCUUUCUGCGCGCGCUCGCCGCGGCUGCGGUGCUGCCGGCUGAGCUGGCACUGGUGGAAGCGCAAGCCAACGGCACGCCGCUCGGCGACCCGAUCGAGGUGCGCUCGCUGGCGGCGGCGGUGGUCGAUGGCCGCGCGCCCGGCGGCGCGGGGCUGCCGCUGAGCAGCAUCAAGGCGUGCAUGGGUCACGCGGAGCCCGCCGCCGGACUCACCGGCUUGCUGAAGCUGCUAGCAGGCCUGCGCGUGCGGCAGGCAGCCCCCAACGCGCAGCUGCGUGUGCUCAAUCCGCACGUGCUGUCGGCUGACUCGAGCGGCGGCUGCGCGUUUGCCGCGCAGAACGCGCCGGCUGUGUGCGGCGGCGGUGGCGCCGGGGUGGUGGCGCGUGGCGCGGUUGACUCGUUUGGCUACAGCGGCACGAUCGCGCAGCUGCUCUGCGCAGCAUCGUCCGCCGCGUCGGGCGCGGAGGAGGAGCACGCUUCGCCGCACCUCGGGGCCAGCGGGGUGGGUAGGCCAGCCUACUUGCGCCGCCGUUUCCCCCUCGCCCUUGUCACAUCCGGCGCCGCCGACGGCGACGGCUCUCGCCUUGCCGCUUUCGCCGCCCAGCAAGUUGGCCGUCUGGUUGGUACGCCGCUUCGGAGCAAGGCGGUGGCCUCCCCCGACGAGGAGGCGCGCAGCGCCGAGGUGAUGCGGUUCGUGGAGGAGAACAUCAUGUGGCUCGCACGCUCGGGCAAGGGCGACGACGCGGACACCCGCCUCGACGAGACUGAGGCGUUGGACACCUGCUGCUGCUGCGCGCAACUGUCUGCGACGGACACCAACUGCUGGUCCUCCUCCUCCGCCUCGGGCGGGGGCGGCUCCUCGGGCGCCGACACGCCGCCGCAGCAGCAUUGGCCGGGCCCGCAUACGGAGCCGCCCGUCGAGUGGAACUUUGCGUCGGCUGGCGGCUCUGCUGCGCGCGGCCCUGCCGUCGGGCCGUGGGGUCUCCUCGGCGCCAGCGCAGCGGAGCGGGAGCGGCUGGUGCUCGGCUCGCUGCUGGCCGAGCUGCGCGAGCUGUGCGGCGGCGACGGGCGCACCCUCGACGAGGACUCGCCCCUGCUCGAGGCCGGGAUCGACUCGCUCGCGGCGGGCGAGCUGGUCAGCCGCUGCACCGCCCAGACGGGUGUCUCCCUCUCGCUGGACAUCCUCGAGGAGCUGGGCACCCCGCGCGCCCUCGCCGCGCUGGUCGCCUCCGCGAUGGCCGAGAAGGCGCCGCGGAGCUCGCACAUGCAGCACCACUCGCAGUCGUCCCCUCGCGCUAUGAGCGUCUCAACGCCCGUGCGGAGCGACGAGGUCGUGCCAGGGCGCGAGACGGUGUUUUACUUUGCCGGCAUCCCGGGCGUGGUCGGGAUCGAGUUCCCGGAGCUGUGCCGCGCGCUGCCCUUCAACGUCCUCGAGGAUCAGGGGCGCGAGGUGGCUCGGCUCGCGGUCGUCGAGCCCUUCGAGCGGAUCGUGAUGCCGAUGCACUUCGCGCCCAACCUCGCCGACCUGUGGGUGAGGAUGCUCGUGCCGGUGCCGCCGCUCAUGGGCAGGAUGCACGACUUUUGCGUCGCGCAGGGCGCGCCUGUCGCGCCGCUGUCGCAGCUGAGCGAGGCGUGGAACAACGCACUCGUCGCGCACGCGACGCUCCACUCGGACGACCUCACGCUGCACUGCCCCACCCUCUACAUCAUCUCCGCGUACCGCGAGCAGGCCUCGGGCUACGACCGCGUGGAGAACGCACUCUCGCCCCUCUUCCCCGCGACGGAGGUGGACAUGUCGUGGCCAGCGUGGAUCCUCAAGCGGAUCGUCAUCACGCUCUCGCGCGGCGGCACACCCGUCUCGCGCUCGUGCACCACAGUCGCCAAGCGCGUCGCGCCCGGAGACCACUUCUUCAUGCUCGACCCAGUCAAGGCGAGGCCGGCACUCGCGCGCAUCGCAGACUUUUUCUGCCUGGGGACGAAGGGGGAGGAUGACGCGCCGACGGGCGAGCCACGCGUGGAGGGUUCGGGCGAAACUCUGUGA